Paramormyrops kingsleyae is the source of this 3451-nucleotide messenger RNA. RefSeq names its product stromelysin-3-like. Gene Ontology annotation, biological process: collagen catabolic process; extracellular matrix organization; proteolysis. The record is from RefSeq and is a predicted model, not a curated record. Gene Ontology annotation, molecular function: metalloendopeptidase activity; zinc ion binding. NCBI's taxonomy places the organism in Eukaryota, Metazoa, Chordata, Actinopteri, Osteoglossiformes, Mormyridae. Gene Ontology annotation, cellular component: extracellular matrix.
AAAAAGUUGUGUUUUUUGGAGAACAACGAAAUCACGGAGUAUAAAUACGCCGCUACACAUCUCUCAGACACUCCCUGACUGUGAGGCGAGUUGAGUGCCGCCUCCAUCCCAUCACGCCGGGAGGUGAAAUCUGCAGGUCCGACUCUAAGCGAAGGAUGAUGCUGACUCCUGGGGGGCUGUCCAGCGCCAUAGCCUUGCUGCUUUUCCUCUGUGCUCAUUCCCUUCCCGUACCCGAAGGGAAAGCUUCCAACAGGUACAAAGCGGCAGCGGGAUGGCUGGAGAAGCCCCAUCUGUACCCGGACAAAAAGAGGGGGUGGCCCGACCAUGCUCAGGACACAGCGAAGGAGACCUUGGACAUGAAGGGCCCCCCCCCUGGAAAUGGCUCUGAGGUGUGGAGGCGGCCCCGCUGUGGGGUGCCAGACUACACCGCGCGCGAGGUCCUCGAGGCGGCGGAGAAGGCGAGGGCCCACGGGAGGGGGCAGCGGCGACGGCAGCGGCAGCGGCGCUUUGUGCUGUUCGGGGGACGCUGGGACAAGACCGACCUCAGCUACAAGAUCGUCCGCUUUCCCUGGCAGAUGAGUGAGGACAAGGUGCGACGUGUCCUGCAGGAGGCGCUGCGCGUCUGGAGCGACGUCACCCCUCUCAACUUCAGAGAGGUCCACGGGGGCCGGGCUGACAUCAUAAUCGACUUCACAAGGUACUGGCAUGGAGACAGCCUGCCCUUCGACGGGCCGGGGGGCAUCCUGGCCCACGCCUUCUUUCCCAAGACCCACCGUGAGGGUGACAUUCACUUCGACUAUGAUGAGACCUGGACAGUAGGCAACAGCAUGGGGACGGACCUGCUCCAGGUGGCCGCCCACGAGUUCGGCCACGUUCUGGGCCUGCAGCACUCGCUGGAGCCUGGAUCCGUCAUGUCACCAUUCUACAGCUUCUCUUACCCCCUGGAGCUAAGCGACGAUGACAGACGGGGCAUCCAGUACCUGUAUGGCCCCCGUAAACCACCCCCCCCACCGCCAGUCGUCCCAGAGACCAAUGAGAUCCCUAACAUUCCAGAUGCCUGCAGGUCGGACUUCGACGCCGUGUCCAUGAUCCGCGGUGAGCUGUUCUUCUUCAGGUCCCGCUACGUGUGGCGCAUACGUGACGGGCGCUUGCAGGCGGGGUACCCCGCACUGGCCUCCCGCCACUGGAACGGCAUCCCUGAAAGCAUCGACGCUGCUUUUGAAGACAAGGCGGGGAACAUCUGGUUCUUCCAAGGUCACAGCUAUUGGGUAUAUGACGGCGAGCGACGGGUAACGGGACCUGACCCAGUAAGCAGCCUGGGCCUCCCCGUCUCCAACAUCCAGGCUGCGCUCAUGGGGGGUCGGGGCAAGGAGCAGAAGACCUACUUCUUCAAGGACGGCAGCUACUGGCAAUUCGACCCGCUGGGAAACCAGGUGGAGGAUGUCCAGCCACACAGCCUGCAGGACUGGUGGGGCGUGCCCAGGGACAUCGACGCCGCCUUCCAGGAUCGAUACGGUUACGCUCACUUCCUCAGCGGAAAACAAUACUGGAAGGUGGACCCGAAGGAGGGAGGCGUUCUGGAGGGAUACCCCCGCAGCAUCGGCAUGGACUUCUUCGACUGUGCCUCGUCCACUUACUGAUGGCAUCGGCAUGGCGGGGGCCAAACCCACGAAGCACCAACACAGCACAGACACCCUCCCUUUAAAGCCUGGUCGCUAUACUCAGAGAAUCACUGCGAGGGAUCUUUAACCCCUUCUACUCACGCCAGGACAAAGACUCUGCGUCUUACUGGGAAACAUAUUUAUAACUGGUGAAAAUCAAAGGCAGACCAGUGCCACCUCACAUCAGAGGUGCUGGAGUGCCCAGUAAAUGUGACCAAAGCCAUGAAAAUGACAUUUUCAGGACUGGGGUGCGUGGGGGGGGGUUUACGAAUGUUGUAUAUAUGAUGGAAAGUGUAUGAAUAAUGUAUGUUUUGAGACUGGCCAAACUUCGGGCUGUAUCUUUGAAAUAUUUAAACCUUUUAGGUCUCGUUUGAGCAAAGCAUUAUAAAUAUUUUUUAGCAGUGAACAUAGUGCUUCUGGUCAAAGCUUCCAUACUAGGUAUAAAACGACCUAGGAGAGUUAGUCGAAACAGAUUUUUUUUUUCCAGGCACCAACUAAAUAUGACUACAUUCUGAACUCCUCAGGGGAACUUGGAUCCGGGUUCGUAUGGGUAUGCUGUUUCACGGCCACUCCCCGACCACUACCAAAUCAGAGCAGUUACAAACAUGCCUGUUUGAUGCAUAAAUCAUUUCUCGCUCCUAAUUUUGACAAAUUAAUAUAGUCAUUUGGUAAGUGUGAAUCUCGAAACACAUUUCCUUGCAGUACCAGUGUCUCGUAUCUUGUUUGCUCUGUCUGUUGAUUAUACAGAACAACAGCUUGACAAUUAAAAAAGUUAAACUGUCUCAAACACACACUCCAGUGACAAUGGCAGAGCAGCUAACUGCUAAUUUAUCUUUGACCUUGUACAACCCUUCUCAUUUACUGUAAGAUUUAUUUUAAACUACACUUUUUUUUUUCUCACAAAGUAGCAGCCUGAAACACUACAAAGCUGUACCAUAGACUUUGAAAGAAUAUUUCUUUAAAACCUCAGCAUCAAAUUACUAAUGAGAACACCUUUUAAAUCAAUUUAUAUACUUUUGUUGAAGCAUUAAUUAUAAAUCUGGGAUUUUACCCAGCAACUGGCAGGACCUUCACCACACAGCAGUUUUCAGCUAAUGAAACUUACGUGUGUCAGCUGAACUUCUUAAACUAAAGCAAAAGAUUAUCUGUAGCAAUGUUUCCAACCUGGACCUCAGACACCCCAGACAGUCCACAUUUUUGCUCCCUACCGGGAGCUGUGGUCCACAGACAAGUUCCUACAGGCAGUAAAAAGGACGGACAGAUGUGUUAACAAAGGUCAGCAAAGCAGGUCAGCGCCUGGCUUACAGGAAGGCAGCUGGAUGAGAUAUUGAGUUUACCUCUGUAGCAUAGCUGGAAAGAAUUAGGCUUCUGAAGUGUGACUGUCAAUUUUUCAUAAAUCGGGACAGAGCCAGUAGUAUUGCGUGUACUAAUUCAUUUAUUCGGAUUAAUGGCCGGUCUUAAAGUAGAGCUCUGUAACUGAUUGGUGAUGCUGUGAGUCAGUGCUGGCCACUGACAUCCUACAUUCUGUUGAUACCCUGUCAUAACUGUGAUCCUUUGGUGUGAUCCUUGUUCCAUACUGGUAGUUUUUACUACCAGUUUUUACUCUGGACUUAUAUCCUUUGUGAAAGAUGUCACAUACAACACUCAGUUACUGUAAUCUUACUUGGAGACAUGUAUUUUUGUUAACCAUCCUGGUUUCUUAUACAUUUUUUUAACCCAGUUAUCAUAUUUACUAUGUAAAUAAUGCACUACAACCUCAAUAUUUUUGUUGCAAAUAAAGUUUUUCUUUA